Molecule: messenger RNA, 396 nt
Organism: Glycine soja
Lineage: Eukaryota; Viridiplantae; Streptophyta; Magnoliopsida; Fabales; Fabaceae
Exons: 3
Coding region: 1-396 (131 amino acids)
Molecular function (GO): zinc ion binding; nucleic acid binding
Source: RefSeq, a predicted model, not a curated record
AUGAAGUUCUCUUCUCUUCGGCUCACCAGUGUGAAAGGUGUGCGUGAGUACAUCAUGAAAAUGCGAGAUAUUUCAUCUCAACUUAAGAAACUAGAGGUUGAUAUGUCUGAGUCCUUCCUAGAAGAAGAAAGGCUUGUAAUGGAGAUGGGUGAGAGUGCAUUGCUGACUACUGCUUAUGGGAAGAACAAAGCAAUUAAGUCUCAAGCUAAUCAGAAGGGUAAUGGUAAAAUACCACCUCAAGCUGAUAUUAAGAAGGUGACAAAGUGUUUCUUUUGCAAGAAGAAGGGACACAUGAAGAAGAAUUGCCCCGAGUUCCAGAAAUGGCUUGAGAAGAAAGAAUGGUGUGGCAGAAAGAAGGAACCGAACAUUAUUGGACAUGGUUCGGAGUAUGUUUAG